UCAAAAGGCGAAGGCUAGUUGUCUGUGCUUACAUCAAAAUAUAGAAUCCAGGGAUUCUGGACAACUGGGCUGGCGCGCACUUGACGCGCCAUUUCAGGACUGCCCAGCAGAGGGCGCCCCUCGCCCGCGGGCCUCAGCCAGUGGCGGCGGCGGCGGCGGAGGCUGUGCGUCCUCGGCCCGGGGGCGGGGUCAGCGCGCUCACGUGACCCUCGCUCAUGGCGGCGGCGGCAGCUGUGGCGCUGGCGGCGCUCGGCGGCCGGAGCCGGAUUCUGUAGCCUGGGUGUGGGCCCGCGUCAGUCUGUGCCUCCUUCGGCCCCCUCUCUCGUCUUCCGGAGUGUGGCUGGCGGAGCGGGGAUGGCGGAGCGAGGCCUGGAGCCCGCGCCGACCGCGGUGGCUGCGCUGCCGCCCGAAGUGCGGGCGCAGCUGGCGGAGCUGGAGCUGGAGCUGUCGGAGGGGGACAUCACACAAAAGGGAUAUGAAAAGAAAAGGUCAAAGCUUCUGUCUCCAUACAUCCCGCAGACUCAAGAAGCUGAUUCAGCACUACAGAAAGAACAUCGGAACCAGACACCUGCUCCAACUUCUGCUCAGACUUCAGCUCCCUCUAAGUACCAUCGAACUCGAUCUGGGGGAGCCAGGGAUGAACGCUAUCGAUCGGAUAUCCACACAGAAGCUGUUCAGGCUGCACUGGCGAAGCACAAAGAGCAGAAGAUGGCUUUGCCCAUGCCAACCAAGAGGCGGUCCACUUUUGUCCAGUCUCCCGCAGAUGCCUGCACACCUCCUGACACGUCAUCGGCCUCUGAGGAUGAGGGUUCUCUGAGACGCCAAGCCGCGCUCUCUGCUGCCUUGCAACAGAGCUUACAGAAUGCUGAGUCCUGGAUCAACCGCUCAAUUCAGGGAUCGUCCACUUCUUCAUCUGCAUCUUCUACGCUGUCCCAUGGAGAGGUCAAAGGAACCAGUGGGUCUCUAGCUGAUGUAUUUGCCAAUGCUCGAAUAGAGAAUUUCUCUGCUCCCCCUGAUGUCACCACAACUACCUCUUCCUCCUCCUCAUCCUCAAUACGCCCUGCAAAUAUUGACCUGCCCCCCUCGGGGAUAGUUAAAGGCAUGCACAAAGGCUCCAACAGGUCCAGCCUUAUGGAUACAGCUGAUGGUGUUCCAGUCAAUAGUAGAGUAUCCACAAAAAUCCAGCAGCUUCUCAACACUCUGAAACGACCCAAGAGGCCUCCCUUAAAAGAAUUUUUUGUGGAUGACUCUGAAGAAAUUGUGGAAGGUAUACCUCAGCCAGAUCCCAACCAGCCCAAACCCGAGGGCCGACAGAUGACCCCUGUGAAGGGAGAGCCCCUCGGAGUCAUCUGUAACUGGCCUCCUGCUCUGGAGUCUGCCCUGCAGCGCUGGGGCACCACUCAGGCCAAAUGCCCUUGUCUAACUGCACUGGAUGUGACAGGGAAACCGGUUUACACGCUGACAUAUGGGAAGUUGUGGAGCAGAAGUUUAAAGUUGGCCUACACACUGCUUAAUAAACUGGGGACCAAAAACGAGCCUGUGCUGAAGCCUGGAGACAGGGUAGCCCUGGUUUACCCCAACAAUGAUCCCGUCAUGUUUAUGGUGGCUUUUUAUGGAUGUCUUCUGGCAGAAGUGAUUCCAGUGCCUAUAGAGGUACCUCUUAGCAGAAAGGAUGCUGGAGGGCAGCAGAUUGGCUUCUUGCUAGGAAGUUGUGGGAUUGCCUUAGCUCUUACCAGUGAAGUUUGUCUAAAAGGACUGCCAAAAACCCAGAAUGGAGAAAUUGUACAAUUUAAAGGUUGGCCCCGGCUCAAAUGGGUUGUAACAGAUUCCAAAUACCUUUCAAAGCCACCGAAAGACUGGCAGCCUCACAUCUCACCUGCUGGUACGGAACCAGCAUACAUCGAGUAUAAAACAAGCAAAGAAGGGAGUGUAAUGGGAGUCACAGUGUCCCGACUUGCAAUGUUGUCUCACUGCCAAGCUCUGUCCCAGGCCUGCAAUUACUCUGAAGGGGAAACAGUGGUGAACGUUCUAGACUUUAAGAAGGACGCAGGCCUGUGGCACGGCAUGUUUUCGAAUGUAAUGAAUAAGAUGCAUACAAUUAGCGUGCCUUAUUCUGUCAUGAAGACUUGUCCUCUCUCUUGGGUCCAAAGAGUACAUGCUCACAAAGCCAAGGUAGCUUUAGUGAAGUGCCGAGACUUGCACUGGGCCAUGAUGGCACAUCGGGACCAAAGAGACGUGAGCUUGAGUUCCCUGCGGAUGCUGAUUGUGACUGAUGGAGCUAACCCCUGGUCUGUGUCCUCCUGUGAUGCCUUCCUGAGUCUGUUCCAAAGCCAUGGACUGAAACCUGAGGCCAUCUGUCCAUGUGCUACUUCUGCGGAAGCCAUGACUGUCGCAAUCCGAAGGCCUGGCGUCCCAGGAGCUCCUUUGCCAGGAAGAGCCAUCCUCUCAAUGAACGGAUUGAGUUAUGGGGUAAUACGGGUCAACACUGAAGAUAAAAAUUCAGCACUGACGGUUCAGGAUGUGGGUCAUGUAAUGCCUGGAGGGAUGAUGUGCAUCGUGAAGCUGGAUGGACCGCCCCAGCUCUGCAGAACAGAUGAGAUCGGAGAGAUCUGUGUCAGCUCCAGAACAGGAGGCAUGCUGUACUUUGGGCUUGCUGGUGUGACCAAAAACACCUUUGAGGUGAUUCCGGUGAAUUCUACAGGCUCUCCUGUUGGGGACGUACCAUUCAUUCGGUCAGGGCUACUGGGGUUCGUGGGGCCAGGCAGCUUGGUGUUCGUGGUUGGAAAAAUGGAUGGGCUGCUGAUGGUUAGUGGUCGAAGACAUAAUGCUGAUGACAUUGUUGCCACUGGGUUGGCUGUGGAAUCAAUAAAGACUGUAUACAGAGGCAGAAUUGCUGUGUUUUCUGUGUCUGUGUUUUAUGAUGAGCGCAUUGUGGUGGUUGCGGAACAAAGACCCGACGCCUCUGAAGAAGAUAGUUUCCAGUGGAUGAGCCGAGUGCUGCAGGCAAUUGAUAGCAUCCAUCAGGUGGGGGUUUAUUGCCUUGCUCUGGUUCCUGCCAAUACAUUGCCCAAAACACCACUGGGAGGGAUCCAUAUAUCUCAGACAAAACAGCUCUUUCUGGAGGGAUCACUGCAUCCUUGCAAUAUCCUCAUGUGCCCACAUACAUGUGUGACCAAUUUGCCAAAACCACGGCAGAAGCAACCAGGUGUAGGCCCUGCUUCUGUGAUGGUCGGCAACCUGGUUGCCGGGAAACGCAUAGCACAAGCUGCAGGAAGGGAUCUUGGGCAAAUUGAAGAGAAUGAUUUAGUGAGGAAGCACCAGUUUCUGGCAGAAAUCUUACAGUGGCGAGCCCAGGCAACUCCUGACCAUGUACUCUUCAUGCUGUUAAAUGCCAAGGGAACUACUGUGUGCACAGCCAGCUGCCUUCAGCUUCAUAAGCGAGCUGAGAGGAUUGCGUCAGUGCUUGGUGAUAAGGGACAUCUGAAUGCAGGAGACAACGUGGUGUUGCUCUAUCCACCUGGCAUCGAGCUGAUCGCUGCGUUCUACGGCUGCCUGUAUGCGGGGUGCAUCCCUGUGACUGUCCGGCCCCCACAUGCUCAGAACCUCACUGCCACAUUGCCCACUGUCCGUAUGAUUGUGGAUGUCAGCAAAGCCGCCUGCAUUCUCACCACUCAGACCCUAAUGAGGCUGCUGAGAUCCAGAGAGGCAUCAGCUGCUGUGGAUGUGAAAACUUGGCCAACUAUCAUUGACACAGAUGAUUUGCCCAGGAAAAGAUUACCUCAGCUGUAUAAACCACCCACCCCUGAGAUGUUGGCGUAUCUCGAUUUCAGUGUCUCCACAACAGGCAUGCUUACAGGAGUGAAGAUGUCCCACUCUGCGGUCAAUGCUCUUUGCAGAGCCAUCAAGCUCCAGUGUGAGCUGUAUUCUUCUCGGCAGAUCGCCAUCUGCCUUGACCCGUACUGUGGACUUGGCUUUGCGCUCUGGUGUCUCUGCAGUGUCUACUCAGGUCACCAGUCCAUCUUAAUUCCUCCUAUGGAGCUAGAAAACAACCUCUUCCUCUGGCUCUCUACUGUCAACCAGUACAAAGUAAGAGAUACUUUCUGCUCCUACUCAGUAAUGGAGCUCUGCACCAAAGGGCUUGGAAACCAGGUGGAAGUGCUGAAGACGAGAGGAAUCAACCUCUCCUGCAUCCGGACGUGCGUGGUGGUGGCCGAGGAGCGGCCCCGCAUUGCCCUCCAGCAGUCCUUCUCCAAGCUCUUUAAAGACAUCGGGCUCUCCCCUCGCGCUGUCAGCACCACUUUCGGGUCAAGAGUCAACGUAGCGAUAUGUUUACAGGGAACCUCAGGGCCAGAUCCAACUACUGUUUACGUAGACUUGAAAUCACUGAGGCAUGACAGGGUUCGUCUUGUGGAACGGGGCGCCCCCCAGAGUUUGCUGCUCUCCGAGUCUGGAAAGAUUUUACCUGGAGUGAAAGUGGUCAUCGUUAAUCCCGAGACCAAAGGGCCUGUUGGAGAUUCUCACCUGGGAGAGAUUUGGGUAAACAGCUCCCACACUGCCAGUGGCUAUUACACCAUCUAUGACAGCGAGACUCUUCAGGCCGAUCAUUUCAACACUCGCCUCAGCUUUGGAGAUGCUGCACAAACACUCUGGGCUCGGACAGGAUACCUGGGCUUUGUCCGCCGGACUGAGCUCACGGCAGCCACAGGAGAGCGUCAUGAUGCACUGUAUGUGGUGGGAGCUCUGGACGAGACCCUGGAACUAAGAGGAUUACGAUACCACCCAAUUGAUAUCGAGACCUCAGUGUCUCGGAUCCACAGGAGCAUUGCUGAAUGCGCCGUGUUCACGUGGACCAACUUGCUUGUGGUUGUUGUGGAACUGUGUGGCUCUGAGCAGGAGGCCCUGGAUCUGGUUCCGCUAGUGACAAACGUGGUCUUGGAGGAGCAUUACCUCAUCGUCGGCGUCGUGGUUGUGGUGGACCCAGGUGUCAUCCCCAUCAACUCCAGAGGAGAGAAGCAGCGGAUGCACCUCCGAGACAGUUUCCUAGCAGACCAGUUAGACCCCAUCUACGUGGCUUACAACAUGUAACCAGCCUUGUGGGGACAACGGGACCAGCCUGAGAAACCACAAGGACCAAAGGCCCUUGACUAGGAGCAGGCUUUCAACUGAUGUGAAACAAGCGGAGACGGCUACAUGAUAUCCUUCAUCUCAUCCUGUGGAAUUCUGCAGUCACACAACACAGGGAAGGGAAGUGCUGUGGUGGCAAAUUGAAAAAAAUGCUAACAGUCUGUUAGUCAUGAGCUUUCGACACAGCGUGAGCAGCACAUUACUAAAGCAGUUCCAUGCAUGUUGCAUUUUUUUCAUCUGUUGUACAUACUUGUAUUUUUAUCUAAUGCUAUUUGAGAAUUUUGUAAGGGACUUUAACGCGUUCAUAUGAAGGGGGUAGUCUGACUUGCACAGUUCCUGCUCUGUACUGUAUUUUGCCAUUUGACCCUUGCUAGACAUUCUGCAGGUUUUGUUAACACGGAACUACUCAGCUUACUUUGCAAUUGACACAUAAGUAAAUCAGAAAACUCACUGAAUUUGAGAACUACUUUAUAUAUAUAAUAUACAUGUUAUAUAUAUAUAUAGAUAAUUAUGGCUGUAAAACGUUUUGACCAGUGUUUUAAACAUGUAAAUACGAUUACACAUAAUGGAUCUAAAAAUUGAAGAACUGGCUUGUAUAGAGAUAACAGCUGAAGUAGAAGCAUUUCUAUUUACUUGGAGAGAAUUACAAUAUUCUCUUAACGUGCUAUAACUGACUAGGCAACUCAAAAGUGCAAGCUAUUUGCAGAUUUUGCUGCACAUUGUACUGUGUUUCUGUUGGCUGGUGUAUUUUACCAACUAAAGCUGCCUAUGUUUGUUUGUUUGUUUCAAGUUUGCAUUCCCAGAAUCAGCUUAAGCUUUGAAGAAUUCAACCUGUUUCUAUAAGAUGAAAAUCUCAGUUAAAAAAAAAAAAAUCAAACUGUUAGGAAAACAAACAAACAAAAAACAACCAAGAUUGGUUGGACUCCACCCUACUCUAAGGAGCAUAAUAAUUGACUGUGGCCCCCAAUUUAAGAUUGAUGGCAUAAGAAUUUCCUCUUGCCCCAGGCCCAUUACAAACUCUAUACAGUUUAUAUGUUACAUGCAUAACCUGAAGGUAUAUCUGACUUCUCUUUUGUGAAAGAAAAAAAGUAUGUCCCUUGCUAUUCCCAUUCAUGAGGGCAGGGGUUUAAGAGUGGGAAUAAUAAGCAGGGAAGGCAGUGGGACCACAUGAAACUAUCAGGCUCUGUAAGUCCACAUCAAGAAACUGACCAAUCUGGGUUGCCAGAAUAGCCAGGCUUAAGCUGACAUAGGGGGAGGAAGACUAAUGGAUGCAAGAAACUCAUUUGAAAUAACUGUGGUGCCCUGGCCAAAUGGACUGAGCCUGGGACUGAGUUUGACCUCUGGCUCAGUUUCCUUUCUUUGGUCUGAUACUUUGUGUGUUGGAAUAUAGUUGAAUUUUAUUAUUUUUUUCUUACAGAAAUAUUUUUAAAAAUUAAAAAAAAACACUCAAAGUGAACAGAGUUAACUUGUUAAAUUAAGAAUGGUUCUCUUUGACCCACUCUGGUCUAUUGUGUAAAUAUUUAUUUAGACUAUUUUAAUAACAUAUUAUUUACCCCACUGUAACAUCAUGUAAACUAAAUAUGUUUUUAAACAAUUUUUAAGACUUGUAAUUACCCUGAAAAUACGGUUUAUAAUGCAAAAGCCAGACCCCUCACCAGGGCAGCACUGUUGAGGGCCGCCCUUACACAGUCUUGCGACUCUUAAGCCCCAUUAUGACUUCCUUUUACAUAACCCUCUUUUUCUCACUACUCAUUCUCCACAGAGGGCAGACCUCAACACGUUUUCCAGUUCCAGAUCUCUUUCUCAACAUUUUGAGUGAAAUUAAUUUGCAUUUGAUGGGAGAGGCUUUAAAAUACACGGGGUGGGGUGGGGGGACGACAUCACUUAUACUGGGUCAAGAAAUUCUAGCAACCAACAGUGGUUUGGUUUGCAGAGAAAAUUACCUGCUUAUUUGGAAAGUAAUUUUUCUUUGAACGGUUUUCAGUGAUUCACUAAACAAAGCAAGGGAUCUUGAGGAUUAAAUAGCUCUAACUUCAUAAUCCACAAAUUCCAAAAGGCGGGAUGUGAUGGGAAGACAUAGUCUAUCUUCUGGGUUGCUUUGAUGAUAAUUCCUACAGAAGUAGGAGUGUUAGCUGGAAAUGUAAUGUGAGCCCCUUAACAUCAUUUAAAAAAAUUUAUGGGCAGGGGUAGAUAGCAUAAUGGUUAUGCAAACAGACUCUCAUGCCUGAGGCUUCAUCAGGUUCCAGGUUCAAUCCCCCCACACCACCAUACGCCAGAGCUGAGUAGUGCUCUGGUAAAAAAAAAAAAAAAAAAAUAGUAGCCAUGUUUUUACAAAGUAAAAAAUAAUAGAUAAAAUUGACUUUAAUAUAUUUUUAUCUAACCCAGUAUAUCAUUAAGUACUAGCACUGUAACAUGGAAUCUAUAUAAAGAUUAUUACUGAGAUAUUUGUUUUCCUCUUUUUACAGCGUAUCUUUGAAAUCUAGUGUAUAUUAUGGAUAUCUCAGUUUAAACUAGCCACAGUUGCCAGAAGUCACAGGGUAGUGGCUCUGAUACUGGAUAUGCAGAUCUUUUCUAUUUCCUGCAAAUCAGAUACUCCAUGAAUCUCAGAAUAUGGCCAACUCUUGGUUACUUAGGGACUGGUUGUCUAAUAUUAGGGAUUCUCAGAUCACUGCUUAGUCCCACUGUUUCUUUCUGCCUGCAGUUGCGUUAUUGAUCUUUUGCAUAUCCCUUGAAGCCAGAAAAUGCUAAUGGAGGAAAGAAGGUUGGUGUCUUGUCUUGGGAAGCAGUUAUCAGCACCUCUGGAAAAGUACCCUCUAGAUGGAUGGAUGGAAGUCCAGUCGUUAGCUUGGAGGCUUUGCAGGGUUUUCUGUGGGCUUAAUGCCUAUUCUGUUGUAGACCUGAAUAAGAAAACUUUCUUUUCAUGACACAGCGCUCUUACUCUUUCCAUAGUAAGUAGAACCUCUGUGGUAAAACUGACUCUUAAGGCAAGCCCCAAAGGUCAUUAUUGAUUAAAAACCGCCUUGCUAGUCCUGUGGAACACAUUCUGUCUGGGUUUUCGUGCCUGUGGAAAACAAGAAGCAUCCCAUCUCCUCCUACCCCCAUCUCAACAGGUUAAGAGCAAUCUAUUCUGAAAGUUUCUGAACCUCUCUGCCUCUCAGUAGAAAUAACUGAAGUAGAUCAGGAAGGGGGCUGCCUCAGGAAAAUGUCUCGUCCCUAGGGCUUCUUAGAGCUGCACGAAUGCUAUCUCCCAUACCAGUGAAACCCUGGGAAAACUCAGCAUGCCAACAGACAUUAGUGAAUCCAGCCUGUUUACUUCCUGCCUCGUGAAGACCCCCACUCCCCUUAGUACCAUGUCCUUUCUUCCUGAAGUUCUGCUGCCUCAAGCUAUUUAGGGACCAUUCCCCGUCUAAUGAUCUACAAGUGUGUCUUCUGACUUUAGUAUUUGAGCAAGGCUUGCUUAAUGCUUUUGUUGAAUCAACCAAGGGCCUGAGGUCUUGACAAGGUCUCGGCCCCAGGCAUGGUGCUCAAUAUCUUGGCCAAAUAAAUUACUUUCCUUGAAUAUCCAGGAAUCUUUGACUCAAGCAAUGAGGAGUUAUCACCUCACCCUCAAACUCCAACAUGAUCUAUGCCUUAGUGUUGUUUUUGUUGUCUGCUUUGAUGUACAAGCUAGAGUAUUUGGAGCAAGAAGCUGCAAUUCUCCAGAUACACAACGGGCCUUUUCUUUAUCAUUCAUAUAACAUUUCUGAUUUAGAUAUAUGUAGAUGGACCAUGUUAUUUGUCAGAGGAAGAGAGUGUAAAGAUAUAAGAAUAAUUUUUUUUAGUCCUAAAUGCUGUUUGUUUACUUUCUGUCAAGAUUUACCAGUGUCAAAUUUAAACAAUAGUGCUGUGUAAUUAUGUACAAAGUUUUUUUUUUAUUUAUUUGAAAUUAGACUAGUUCUACAUUUUUAAAUUUAACAUCUGGCUGGACAGUGUUCUAUUAACUCAUUCAAUGUGUUUCCUUUGUCUUGUGUUAAUAAAUAUUGAUGCCUGA
Messenger RNA from Erinaceus europaeus (western European hedgehog), 9154 nucleotides. It is a transcript of the gene DIP2B, whose product is annotated as disco interacting protein 2 homolog B. The transcript has 38 exons. Lineage: Eukaryota; Metazoa; Chordata; Mammalia; Eulipotyphla; Erinaceidae. The coding region runs from base 355 to 5085 and encodes 1576 amino acids. The record is from RefSeq and is a predicted model, not a curated record.